Messenger RNA from Capra hircus (goat), 1537 nucleotides. It is a transcript of the gene MFAP2, whose product is annotated as microfibrillar associated protein 2. The transcript has 9 exons. Lineage: Eukaryota; Metazoa; Chordata; Mammalia; Artiodactyla; Bovidae. The record is from RefSeq and is a predicted model, not a curated record. Gene Ontology annotation, cellular component: microfibril. Gene Ontology annotation, biological process: embryonic eye morphogenesis. Bases 612 to 1163 code for a protein of 183 amino acids.
CCUCGCUGAGUUUGGGGCCCUGGGGACAUGGUGGGGCCAGGCCCGGUAGCCUGUGGCCGGUGGGUCCGGAGAAACGCUGGUUAUGGACGCCCGCUGCGGCCGCGAGUUGCCUGGGGAGACGCAGGAGGCCCGGGAGGGCGUCCUGGGAGCCGGGAGAAGCCGGAGCGGAGGGCAGGGCGCGCGGUCCCCUUCGGGAGGCUGGCUCCGUCCCGUGUCCGGCGGAGGCGGUACGCCCGCCCCGCCGCGUUGACAGCGGACCAGGCGGGAUGGGGACAGGACGGCGGCGCGUCCCGCACGGCGCGAGCUUCCGUGAGGCCGGCCCCGCGCCCCCGCCCCCCGCGGCACGGCGGCCCGGCGGCGCUCGCGUUAGGACCCAGCGGAUCCGGGCGGGAGGGCGGCGCCCGCCCCGUCGGGGGCCCGGAGCGGGGCGCGGGGGGCGGAGGGGCGGCUCGGCGGCGCGCGGACUCGGAGCGGCGCGCAGGGACCCGCGGGCUGAAUUCUGGGAGCAGAAGCGGCCCUGCAGCCCUGGGGUGUUGGCUUGGGGAGCAGCUCGCCCCUCCUCUUUCUCCAGCUGUCCCCAGACACCGGCCCAGCGCGCUCCCUGAGCAGUCAUGAGAGGUGCCUCCCUCCUCCUGCUCUUCCUGCCUGCAGGCCUGCUGGCUCAGGGCCAGUAUGAUCUGGACCCACUGCCUCCGUACCCAGACCACGUGCAGUAUACCCACUACAGUGACCAGAUCGACAAUCCAGACUACUAUGACUACCCAGAGAUGACCCCUCGGCCGCCUGAGGAGCAGUUCCAGUUCCAGUCCCAGCAACAAGUCCAGCAGGAAGUCAUCCCAGCCCCCACCUUAGAACCGGGGACUGUGGAGACGGAGCCCACGGAGCCAGGGCCUCUGGACUGCCGUGAGGAGCAGUACCCGUGCACCCGCCUCUACUCCAUACACAGGCCCUGCAAGCAGUGUCUCAACGAGGCCUGCUUCUACAGCCUCCGCCGCGUAUAUGUCGUCAAUAAGGAGAUCUGCGUCCGGACCGUCUGCGCCCACGAGGAGCUCCUGCGGGCUGACCUGUGCCGUGACAAGUUCUCCAAGUGCGGCGUGCUGGCCAGCAGCGGCCUGUGCCAGUCUGUGGCGGCUGCUUGUGCCAGGAGCUGUGGGGGCUGCUAGGGGGAGCUGGUCCCCUGCCAGCCUGGGGCCCCCAGGCUCUGCCUGACCUGGUGCUUUCCUCCCAUCUGACGUUCCUCUCGUCUUGUCAGAGGGCUGUGGGCCUGGGGCUUCCGCGGCCCCUCCCCUAGCCUGGGGCCACCCCCAGGGCCACAAGGGGGCUCCCGAAGGGCCAGUCUCUCCCCCCGGGUGGGGGACAACCCAGGCGCUCUGUGGGACCUGGGCCCCUGACAUGCCUUCCUCGUCCCCCACCAGGACCGUCCCCCACCCCCAAGGUAGGCUGUGAGCCCCCCACCCCAGCUGGUCUGCUCGAAUCUCCUACAGCUCCUGGGCGUAGACCACCUUUUAUACAAAAUUAAAAACAGGUUUUUACGAAA